Molecule: messenger RNA, 1799 nt
Organism: Sinocyclocheilus anshuiensis
Lineage: Eukaryota; Metazoa; Chordata; Actinopteri; Cypriniformes; Cyprinidae
Gene: uqcrc1
Product: ubiquinol-cytochrome c reductase core protein 1
Exons: 13
Coding region: 66-1502 (478 amino acids)
Cellular component (GO): mitochondrion
Molecular function (GO): metal ion binding
Source: RefSeq, a predicted model, not a curated record
CGCCGUUAAAUAAAAAGAAGAGGAAGAAGACAGUCAGCGGUGGUGGUGCACGCACUGUGGACAAGAUGGUUACCUCUAUGUGGCGGAUCACUGGGGCAGUGAAUCGAGCUCUUAUUAAAGCUGGAUACCCUCUUCUGCUGUCUCUGAGACGAGGACAGGCCUCUGUGUCAUAUGCUCAGAGCCUGCUAGGAGCUCCAGAAACACGGCUAACUACUCUAAGCAAUGGCUUGAGGAUUGCCUCUGAAGAGACCAACCAGGCCACAUGCACGGUUGGCCUUUGGAUAGGUUGUGGGAGCAGAUAUGAGUCUGAGAAGAAUAAUGGAGCUGGAUUUUUCCUGGAGCACAUGGCAUUUAAAGGCACAAAGAAGCACCCACAGUCUGCUCUUGAACAGGCAGUGGAGUCUAUGGGAGCUCACCUGAGUGCAUACACCUCUCGGGAACAUACUGCUUACUACAUGAAGACCCUUGCCAAGGACUUGCCUAAAGCGGUGGAGCUCUUGGCAGAAGUAGUGCAGAGCUCAUCUUUGAGUGAGGCUGAUAUAGAGCAGCAGAGGAGUGUGGUGCUAAGAGAGCUGGAAGAGGUGCAAGGUAGCUUGCAGGAUGUUUGCCUGGAUGUGCUCCAUGCCACUGCCUUCCAGGGUACUCCUCUGGGCCAUAGUGUUCUUGGUCCCUCUGCCAAUGCCAGGACACUAACUCGUAAUGAUUUAGUGGAAUACAUCAAUAGCCAUUAUAAAGCUCCUCGCAUGGUCCUGGCUACAGCUGGAGGAGUAAACCAUGAUGAGCUUGUAGGUCUGGCUAAGCAGCAUUUCAGUGGCGUUUCUUUUGAAUAUGAAGGUGAUGCUGUACCUGUUCUGUCCCCAUGCCGUUUCACUGGGAGUGAGAUUCGUAUGCGUGAUGAUGCAUUGCCCCUAGCACACAUUGCUAUUGCUGUAGAGGGAGCUGGAGUUGCAAGCCCUGAUAUUGUGCCACUUAUGGUUGCCAAUUCCAUCAUUGGUAGCUAUGACAUCACAUUUGGGGGUGGCAAGCACUUAAGCAGUCGCCUGGCUCGUCUGGCUGCAGAGCUGAACCUGUGUCACAGUUUCCAGGCUUUCCACUCUUCAUACAGUGACACUGGACUGCUGGGUAUUUAUUUUGUAACAGACAAACAUAAAAUAGAGGACAUGAUGCAUUGGGCUCAGAAUGCCUGGAUGAAUUUGUGCACCACAGUGACUGAGAGUGAUGUGGCUCGAGCCAAGAAUGCUUUGAAGGCUAGCUUAGUGGGACAGCUCAAUGGAACUACACCUGUUUGUGAUGACAUUGGCAGGCACAUACUAAAUUAUGGUCGCCGCAUCCCAUUGGCAGAGUGGGAUGCCAGAAUUGAGGCUGUGACUCCCAAGAUUGUCCGGGAUGUCUGCUCUAAAUACAUCUAUGACAAAUGCCCAGCUGUGUCUGCAGUUGGUCCAAUAGAGCAGGUGCCAGAUUAUAACAGAAUGAGAGGUGCUAUGUACUGGCUCCGAUUUUAAAUGUUCCUUGGGCUGUCAGCCCUCACUGGUGUGAUGUCUCUCUUUGCAACUUUUGUCCUCUCAUCAUUUUCGUACCCUUAUCUUGUAUGAAUUUGAUGAUUAGCAUAUUUGCCCACUUGUUAUCUUAGCCAUCUUUUUCCAAGCUGAGAUGGAGAGAGGAGAAUUUGGUACAUUUACACCUAGAAUGUCAGACAUGGCACAGAGCUAUUUAUGAAUAUAUGUGAUGUUUUGUUUCUGUCCAUUUUGUAUAUAGCAAUAGCUCUCAUUCCGACUUCAAAUAAAACCCUGUCACAUCAA